This is a messenger RNA of Paramecium tetraurelia, 354 nucleotides long. RefSeq lists its product as uncharacterized. The record is from RefSeq and is a predicted model, not a curated record. The transcript has a single exon. NCBI's taxonomy places the organism in Eukaryota, Ciliophora, Oligohymenophorea, Peniculida, Parameciidae.
AUGUUUGAGGAACCAAUUAUGGAAUCAAUGCUUGAUCACAGUCAACCUCUCACUCUAGGUUAGAAAUUGCAAACUAUGAACUUCCCUCUUAAAACCCUUUCAGAAGUAAAAGAGAAAUACAAAUACUAAAUUGAUUAUUCCACAUUGCAAGAGAGGAAAUUUAAUCUCAGAAAAACUCGAUAGCCUAUCAUCAUAUUUUCCUCUGCUGAGAUAGACAUACCCCUCCCAAGAAGUGAAGUAAGGGUUAAAUCAGUUAUAUCUCCAGAAAUCAAUCAAAGUCUCUUAUUUGUUUCUGUUUAACCCCAUAAUAAUACUAAAAGCAGAAGUCUAGGUUUCAGAAAAAAGCGCUAAUGA